GUGUGUGCGUGUGUGUUGGUGUUUUUGUGAGUGUGUAUAUUUCUGGGCAGAGUAGGUUUAUCUGUGAGCACCAGCUAUGUGCGUCACUCUGCUGUCUCUGCCACUGCACUUCCAGACUCAAACACUCACACUCACUCUCACACAGUCGCUUACAACAUACAGGCGCAGCACACACUCCAGAGGAAGGUAUGGGGCUCCAGACAGGCUGUGUGAUCAUGUCCAUGGUCUUCAGCAUCAUGACUGCUGCAAGUGCUGCUGUGGAGGCGUGUCCAUCUCCAUGUUCCUGCACCAGGAGCGUGGUCGAUUGCAGUAGGCGUGGCCUUCACACCUCUAGCAUGCCCACCUCCUUCCCCGCGGGCACCACAGAGCUUCGUCUCUAUGACAACCGCCUGACUGCGCUGCCUGUCGGAGUGCUGGAUGCACUAACUAGUCUGAGGAGCGUCUCGUUGCAUGGCAACCCCUGGUCAUGUGACUGCGGCAUCCUCUACCUGCGAGGAUGGCUUCUCAAGCAGAGGAACGAUGGCCUUAUAAGGAACGUGAGCUGUAGUUCUCCCCCUGGCCUGCAGGGUACGCUGGUGGUGAAUCUGGUGGAACAUGACUUGCUCUCAUCCUGCCGCUACUGGUUCUGCGACAUAGCUCUAGCAUCCCAGAUAAGUCUUAUCAUCUUCAUCAUCAUCCAGGCUCUUCUGUUGGCCUCUGUUAUUUUCUUCCUCCGGCGCUUCGACCGCCUGUCCAAAGAGGCCCGACGGACUACAGAGGAAAGCAUUGCCGGGGGAGACUCUGGUGACAACGAAUAUGUCAUGCUGAAAGACAGAAGCACUUGACGGGGUCUAGGAACAUUCAAUCAUAUCACAGAUAGGCGGAUUUGAGGGGAUAUUAUAUUAACAUUUUAUUCUUUUGCACCAGAUCCACCACAAAUUAGUUGGUUACAAUAACAGUUUUGUGCUCUGCACAAAGAGAGCCAGCCAUCCAAACUGAGAGAUCACUGAUAUAUCUCCUCUCAUUUUGUCUUUAUCGCUUAAGUGUUGAUAAGUACGUAGAGUCAAAUAUAAAAUUUCAGAGACUGAAGUGCACGGUCAUGAUUGCAUGUUCAAUGUGGUUACAAAUCUACAUUUUACAUACUGUACAGUCCACAAUAUUCAACAGGGACAUUUUGUGACCACAGUGACCUCAUGAAAUUGGCGGCAACAUACCUUUAUGCCUGUUUCAGAGGCUAAAUAAUCUCCAUGAUUCCUUAAAUCAACUAUCUGAAUGACCAAAUUAGCAUGAGCUGGGAGAAAUGGGGUUAUAUCUGUGGGACAAACAGAUUUUUUUUGCCUGUUUUACUUUGCCUUUUGCUGAAAAGACUUCAUAACUGUAAUGUGAUGAGAUGCACAUUCUCCUUUUAUAUAAAGUGUUUCUGUAUAUGUGGUUUGAAAUAAACUAGUAUUUUGGUUUGAA
Alosa alosa (allis shad) is the source of this 1440-nucleotide messenger RNA. It is a transcript of the gene gp1bb, whose product is annotated as glycoprotein Ib platelet subunit beta. Lineage: Eukaryota; Metazoa; Chordata; Actinopteri; Clupeiformes; Clupeidae. The record is from RefSeq and is a predicted model, not a curated record.